This is a messenger RNA of Pochonia chlamydosporia 170, 990 nucleotides long. RefSeq names its product scavenger mRNA decapping enzyme. The transcript has 2 exons. Gene Ontology annotation, cellular component: P-body; nucleus. The record is from RefSeq and is a predicted model, not a curated record. Gene Ontology annotation, molecular function: RNA 7-methylguanosine cap binding; hydrolase activity. Lineage: Eukaryota; Fungi; Ascomycota; Sordariomycetes; Hypocreales; Clavicipitaceae. Bases 1 to 990 code for a protein of 329 amino acids. Gene Ontology annotation, biological process: deadenylation-dependent decapping of nuclear-transcribed mRNA.
AUGACGGACCUCAACGCCAGGGCAGAGCGGCUGGUGCCCAAAUUCCAACUGGAGCGGGUUCUCAACCAAGAUCAAGCAGGUCGACGGACAUCCAUGUACGGCACCAUCGACAACGAACCCGCUCUCCUGAUUCUCGAGCGCGCACCCUUCCCUACAUCAGACAACUACCUAGGUCGAAUCCCCUCGUCGCUCGCCAAGCUGAAGAACCUGGGCGCCAAUGACAUAUACAGCUGGAGCAUGGCUCGGACAGGCAGCGACGACGAAGGGCAGUCCCAGCAAGAAAAAGCAGGCUUCUUCGCCGAUUUAAAAAUAAACUUGAUUUAUCCAUGCACAGAGUCACAUGUUAAAAAGUACAGCAAGCAGCAUGUUCGAUUCGUUACGGAAACGCCAGAGAUAUAUAAAGACAAAAUUAGACCAUACAUGCAGAGCAAACGAGACCAAGGAAGGCUAAAUUGGGUAUUCAACAUUAUCGAGGGCCGAACAGAAGUAGAGGACGUUAUUUAUAGAACCAAACUCGGCGAGGCGGGCGAUGAGGGCUUUCUCCUGCUGCCCGACCUCAAUUGGGACCGCAGCACGCUGGAUGCACUGCACUUGCUGGCGAUUGUGGAGCGGCGGGAUAUCUGGUCCCUGAGAGACUUGAGGAAGAAGCACAUCCCCUGGCUGCGGCACAUGAAGGACAAGGUGGUUUCGGCUACGGUCAAGACGUAUCCGGCCAUUGAACCAGACCAACUGAAGCUGUAUGUCCACUACCAGCCAACGUACUACCACUUUCACAUCCACAUUGUGCAUGUGGCGCUCGAGGCUGGUACUACUCAGGCCACGGGGAAGGCGGUCGGGCUGGAUAGCAUUAUUGAGACGCUCAAAGUUAUGGCUGGUGAUGAUGAGGCGGGUAUGGAGGCCGUGUCCAUGACGUAUACGCUCGGCGAGGCUAGUGAAUUGUGGACAGAGGUGUAUGAGCCGAUUAAGAAGAGCGGUAGAGCUUCUCAAUAG